CUCUCUCUCUAAUCAAAAAAAGCUAAAAAGCGAUGGCCACUGCGAUGGUUCUCUCUUCUCAAAACCAUCGAUUUGAUCACGAAACCCUAAUCCACCGUAACCCUAAUUCUCGCCUUUGCCGCCACUCACACGAUGCUUCGACGGCUCCUCGCCGACGCAAGCGAAGCCCUACGGUUGUUAAAUCUCCGGCGGCGAAUACCAAUCUUGUAAUGGAACAAGUCAAGAUCCUCAAGCGCGGUGAGACAUUGAGUGCGUUUAAGAACAAAGAAAACUGUAGCCCCGAUGAUACAAGACGACCUGUUUUGAAGAUGAUUAAAGAUGUUGAUGUGAUUGUAUCGUCUACUAAUAGAAUUGGACCUGAACCAGAGAUUUUGAUGAAACAGAUCGGAGCUUCUAAAGGAUUGCAGAUCUUCUCCGGAGCUAUUUGCUCUAUUUCGCCGCUUCCAAGCUGUGUUCCAAUUCCAUGUUUCUUAGGGAAGAACAAUCUCCUUAUUUAGAUCUCCGAAGGAAGAUUUGGGGGAAAAAAACACUAGAAUCAAAACCUUCUUUUCGAUGGUCUUUUAAGAACAGAUGUGUGAAGAAUCCUGAGAAAGAGAGUAAACAAAUUUGUUUGUU
Messenger RNA from Arabidopsis arenosa, 615 nucleotides. NCBI's taxonomy places the organism in Eukaryota, Viridiplantae, Streptophyta, Magnoliopsida, Brassicales, Brassicaceae. The record is from the annotation of a GenBank genome assembly.